AGUUUUUUUAUAUUUUUUAUAUUUUUCAGCUAAGAAACGGUUCUUAUGUGUUUUAGCCAAAGUUAAGUUCUUAACUGAGGUUAACUAUCGUCUAAAAAAAUAUUUAACAGUUAAGAAAAGAUAAAAUAUUUGGGCCUACCACACUUUUCUUUAAAAGCCCAGAAAAUGUUUACAAAAAUACAGUUAGACAGGCACGUGACGGACUCGGGUGAUAAAAAGCGACGACUCCACGUGUAAACAUGCAAAGGCCAAUCAAUUCUCUCUUGCAUUUAUUUCGCUUUUUUUUUGUUUGCAGAAAUGAAAAUCUCUGUUCUGCUCCUCCCUUCCUCGGUUCCUCCUAAGUUAAACUCAUCACAGCUGAUUAUUUUCUCAAUGUUCAUUUUAUAUAUAGAGUCAAUAAUUACUGAUCUUGGCGCGUUUCUAAAACGAGCAAGAGGGAAACAUGAGUCCGUGCAAAAGAAAGAAUGAGGAGGAAGCAGUUGCUGCUGACGAUGCUGUUUGUCUGAUCAGUAAAGCCCCAGAAGGAAUCUCAUUGGACAUACCACAAAGAAAGGGGAAGGAGCAGGAGUGUUCAAGAGAAGAAACGUCAAGUGGACUUGUGUAUUACCAAGACUGUAACUCAUAUGCAGAGCCUCGAGAAACAUGCAAGAGAAAGAAAGAUGCUGGGGGAAUCAUCAGUAAGACCCCGGAAAGAUCUCGGGAGACUUACAAGAAAAGACGGGUCAAGGACUCAUCAACAAACAAGAAUGGCGAAACUCUUAUGGAAAUAGACAAAACAGAUGAACCCACCAGUCUGUCACUUGUAUUAGUUCCUCCUGAGAUGAAGGAAUGUGAUGCAGAAGCAGCGGUUAUAACCACUGGAACAGCAAGUAAAGGGACUUUAGGAUCAUCCAUCGACAUUGGUGUCAAUAAAGCUGCUUACUUCUUCCAGGUUGCUUUGCCCGGUGUCUGCAAAGCUUCCGGUGAAUUCAGCUGUGAGAUUGAGUCAGAUGGAAAGGUUAUACUAGAGGGAUCAAGUACUACAGGAUGUAAUACGAUAAAGAGGCAUUCUCGGGUUUUCAAGAUGAAUAUCCGGAAGCUUUGUCUGCCUGGACCGUUCAAGCUGUCAUUUAGGCUCCCAGGACCAGUUGAUCCACGGCUAUUCUCUCCUAACUUCCGAUCAGAUGGUAUCUUUGAGGCUGUCGUCAUCAGACAGGAAAACUUUAUCUAGAACCAAAGGUCCCUUCAAGCCCGGAACGCAUUUAGAUCUCUAAUGCGGCUAUAGAAGCUAGGCCCCAAUCCAAACAUCUUGUAUGGAUGGACAUAUCUCUCACUCUUUUGGAGAUAACGCAUAUGAUAUGCUUGAUCACUUGAGUUUUCACCCAAAUAACCUAAUUGUAAGCGUAGAGUAAUUAGUACCGUAGUAAUGGAGGAUCGAAUCCAAAAGAACUUUUAAUCACACUUAGGGAAAUUUGACAAGUUAUUAGAUAAGCCUAUAAGAGAUUUAGUUGUUGUUUUUUUUCUAUUUCUAACUAUUGCAAAGAAGAUAUAUAGGCCAGGUUUAACUUUUUUCUAUAAUACUAUAUGUUCAAUAAUCCUAAAUACUAACUACCAUUCAGAUUCCAACAUGUAUUUAAAUCAUGUUUAAAUAUGUUUAGUGGAUACUGUCGAUGCGUUAAACAACAUAAAAUCACAAACAGGUGACUAAUCCAAAUCCAGCACUAAGAAUAGUGAUAGACUGAGUGAGAACCAAAUUAUAAAAUCUCUAAUCCAUAAACCUAUACUAAAGAACUACUCAUUCAUGAUAACUAAACAAUAACAAGAUGAAUCUUAAGCGAACUUUUUUUAAUACUAUAAGUUUGGAAACCUGUAAUCCUUUCAUACCUAAAACCACAAUAGGUAAUAUUGGUUUCGUCACUCAAACCGGAAACCUCUUGACACACUUUAAACUCUAAAAUCUUGUCUAAUUGUGUCUUUAACCAUGAAACGAACAUGUACUAUAUAGAACCACUAAAGAAAAAAACAAAAAAACUCCAAGAAAUCAAAACAAUAAUAAAACAAAUCAAUUUCAGUUAAAACCCAAAGCAAAAGCUCAAAGAAACACAACACAUCACUGCUAACCAUCGGUCUAUGCAGUGUCGUUUCCGUGAGGUUUUCAUGUUAAGACUGUCGGCAUGUUGUUUACACAUCACUGCUAACCAUCGGUCUACGCAGUGUCAUUUUCCGCGAGGUUUUCAUGCUAGACGACUACUACUUACUCUUCGUCAGAGUGAAUUAAACCGAAAUAAAUGGAUUAAUACAAAAGCCUGGUUUAAUUAGUCUGCCGGAGAUCCUCAAACAGUGAAUAUUGUGCACGUCGUGACAACACAAAUAGAAUAUAACAACUCACCAAGUCUUCCUCGGAUUCAAGCAUAAAGCAGCAUAUUUCAUGAGCUUGGAAAUAAUAUAAUGAAAAACAGACAAAGACUUCUUGUACAGUUGUACCUAACUUAUAUAUAAUAAGUACAAUCAUUAGUAUCCUGUUUCACUUUAUUAUGCCCUACCUACGAAGUCCAAAGCUUCCAUAAACAAAACCAAAUAAAAGUGAAGAGGGAUCAGCUAUGAAUUCAGAAUCGCAGAUCAAGAAAAGGACGUUGCCACCAAGGGUGUUGUCGUCUCUUGAUGCAGCUAGAAUACAAUGGUACCACUUCAAAGCGAUCAUAAUAGCAGGAAUGGGACUAUUCACCGACGCUUACGACCUCUUCUGUAUCGCACCGAUCAUGAAAAUGAUAAGCCAUAUUUAUUACCACGGUGACUCCAUCAGCACACCAGUUCUCUCCAUCUCUUACGCCAUCGCUCUUCUCGGGACAGCAACGGGUCAACUCGUGUUCGGUUACCUCGGCGACCGAGUUGGUCGUCGCCGAGUCUACGGGCUUUGUCUGAUCAUCAUGAUCCUAAGCUCCUUUGGCUGUGGCUUUUCCGUGUGCACCAGUCGUAGGUCUUGCGUUAUGGUCAGCCUCGGUUUCUUUCGGUUUAUUCUGGGUUUGGGUAUCGGUGGUGAUUACCCACUCUCGGCUACCAUCAUGUCGGAGUUUUCUAAUAAGAGGACACGUGGCGCCUUUAUAGCUGCCGUGUUCUCCAUGCAAGGGUCGGGGAUUCUUGUGAGCUCAGCCGUGACGAUGGCUGUUUGCGUGGCGUUCAAAAACUUUGGCGGUGGUUCGAAGGCUGAUGGGGAGGCUCCGGUUGUAGCUGACGUGGCGUGGAGGCUGAUACUUAUGAUCGGUGCUCUUCCUGCUGCACUGACCUUAUACUGGCGAAUGUUGAUGCCGGAAACCGCAAGGUUGGUCCAAAACUUUCUCAUCAGUAUUAUUUUACAAUCUCUUUUUACUUCAUGCGAUUAAUAUUAAAAACGAACAAAUGCUUUUUCUAUUUUAUACACAUGCGUUAUUGCAUCUAAAAUAUUAAUUCCACUAAAUAUUUUUUCUAUGAGUGGUGGUGACAUGUAUGCAAUCCCACUCAUAUUACUGUAAGUAAAUACGUCAUGAAUCUGUGUUUCCAAUGACAGUCAUAAAAUCUUGAAAGCUACAAGAUUAAGAUGACAUCGUUCUACACAGUUGAAAUUAUCCUAUAUUUUGAUAGGUUUUCUUUGCAGGCAAAAACAGCAGUUUCAUUUAUUUUAGAUGUUUUGCAGUUUCACAUAUUUUGUAGGAUUCAAAUAUAAAAUUAAAUUAAAAAAAAAACAUUAUGCUUCUUCAACAUCUAUUUUUAUAGUACAAUAGAAGCUACGAUUUCGAACAUUCCCUCUCAACCACCAUGGUGACGCCUUACUUACGUGUUUUCCUAGAUGCCCUCUACAACUCUAAGAGCAUGAUUAGUGGGGAAUUUUUACAAGUGUUCUUAAAAUAAAUAUAAUGAUAACAUUUUAAUUAAGUAUUGUUUUGAGAUCUCCAAAUCAUGAAAAAGGUUUUUCUAUUCUAUUGAAAAAUGCUAGAGUUGACGGUUAUCAUUAAUAUUUUGAUGGUAUUUUCAAAUAUUUUUAUACAAUAUUAGAUUCCUUAAAAAUUGUAGCUGUUUGUAUAAUUUAAUAGCUAGUUUCAUUGAUAAAAUAUCAGUUAUUCAGAGGCUUACAAAUUAGUGGUUUGUUUCAAAUGAGUCAUUGACUUUGUAAGGGAUACUGGGAUAGAUACCAAACAUUGUGGUAUAUACCUUACCAGCAUCUUAUCCUUAAGUAUUCUAUUCCAAGACCACCUAUUAUUUUUAACAAAAAAGUCUUCACCAAUCAUACAUGCAUAUACUUUGUUUCUUAAUAUUUUGUAAUUUUAUUAUUCUUUCAUGUUUGUCAUAAUAUCUAUAUCGGGUAUCACCUCCAAGCUAGUCCACUAAUUUGUACUUUAAUCCGUACAUCAUUCAAUAGAAAAGGCCAAAAAAUGUCACGAUAACCUUUUUUCAAAAUGUCAUGAUAACAAAAUAGAAAGACUUUGUUUAAUUCUUUAAUAUACAAACUUUUUAUAUUCAGUUUAAUACUUAAAUUAAUUAUUAUAAUACAUUUACUUUUAAAAUUAUCUUCACUUUAAUAGUCAAACUAUGUUAUUUUAAUCAAAAAUGUUAUUACGUUUCAAAUGAAAAUUUAAAAUCCCCAAAUUCAGAAAACAAUCUAAAAAAGAAAUCUAAUUUUAUUUUAUGUUUUAGAAAUACAAAGAGCUAGAACUAAACUGCAGAUAACCUUAAACUUUUAAUUUUGGUCUUAUUUUCAAUAUCAAAUUUAAUUUGUUUUCCGACACUUAAUCUAUUUUGUUUGUUCAAAACUAAGUUGUCUAAAUUAUCAAUUUUGAUCCAAAAUUUAUUUCUAAAAUUUGAAAUUAAUUAGAUUUUUUUUUAAAGAUUCUUUCUGAGUUUGAGAUAUUUUUAAAAAAGCGUUUGAAAUUUAUUAAUAUUUUGGUUAAAAUAAGCAUAAUUUGAGUAUUAAAAUGAUUACUUAAAAGUUAGUGUAUUAAAAUAAACAAAAUAGUUAGCUGAAGUAUUAAACUGAGCAAUAAAAAAAGUUUGUGUAUUAAACUGAUUACCAAAGUUUAGUUAAAGUAUUUUUAUGGAAUUUUUACUUUAUGUAUAAAUGGAAGAGCUCCACUCUCUUUUCCUCCUGCCACGUCAGUAAAUGAGGUGAGGGGACGCUGACACGUGUUGUCUAUUUUGUUUGUGCAGGCUUCUGUUUUGUUGGGCCAUGUCUUUCUACGUCGAGUCCAUUGCGUGCUUUAACCAAUUCAACGUGAUGAAACGCCGCGUUUUUCAUUUGGGUAUGCGAGACAUCAUACUCGCAUCUCCAAAGCUAAUGGGGACUUCGGUUGAGCAGCCGAUUUUCGUCUCCUUCUUCGCGAUGUCAGUAACCGAUUUAUCAUCUUUAAGCACUCAAUUAAUUGAUCACCCACGAUCAAGAUUUAAUACGAGAUUUUUCUUAUGCAAGGCGGUGGAGUUCGACAAUAAAAAGGUUAAAAAUUAAUUUUUAAACAAAUUUUUGACGUUUGCAAGAGCUCAACCUGAAGCAUGCAAGACGGAUAUGUUAUUGCAGAGAGGAUAUGACUGUUCACUACAGGUUUGAAUGUCAGGAUAAUCUUGACAAGGGUUUUGAGACCAACACACCUUUCUCUUGGAUCACAUCCAGUUUCAAGGAGGAUGCUUAGUCUGGUGCUACAACUCAGUCUACUCUUUCUCAUGAAUCUGCUGAGUCGGAUUCCCUUUGAAGACAAGUAUCUUAUCCACUCAUGGGCCCUAGGUUGUGUAAUUUUUAAUAGGUGAUCUGUACAUCAUCAUACCGUGUCGUUUAAUUAAAACAUAACAAAGUUUACUGCCUCUUUGUUUGCGUUUGUUUUUGGCCUUCACCUUAUAUGCAUGAGCUCUUCACAUAUUCAUGAUAUUUGUUUAGUUAUGUACAGAUCUUUACUCUUUUGGUGUUAUUGAGUCCUUCAAAUAUUUACCACAAACCUCUUUAUUCAAACCUGAAAUGAACUAAAAGGUCACCUACUCAGUCACUCAUGGAAGCUUUCUAUAAGGUAUCAAACCAUUUAAUUAGAAAGAAAAGAGCAACAACUCUAAUUGCUCUGGAGUAGUGUCCGAUAUAAACACAGAUUCCAUUCUACAAAGAAGCUAUAAAAAAUUCUCUAAAAAAAGAAGCUAAAAAAUAAGAAAGAACCCUAUUAAAUAUAAAACUGAGGAAUGCUUUGGGGAAUUCAAGUAACAAAAUACAUAGGCAAAAAAUUUCAAAAGGAUGAAAGCUUUGAGAGCUAUUGCCUUCACUAAAUCAUUAUGAACCAUUUUUCUAUCUAUGAAGAUCAUGUCUUGAGAUGGGCGCACAUUCGACAUUUAACUUUUAAAUUGUUUGGCCUUCAGUAGAUAUAUUGAAAAAUUGUACGUACAUCAAUUACAAUAUUAAUGGUUAACUGUCUAUAUACUUAGGCUGUAAAUAAGCUAAGCUAAACCAUUUUAAUAGAAAACCAAACAUUUAUAUUCUACAGCCAAACAAAAUACCGAUCGAAUUAAAUCAAUUUUUUUUUUUAAUAUGCUUUAAUCAAUCCAAAUUCGUUUAGAAACAAAAAAAUAUAUAUCCAAAACACAUAAUAGUUAAUAAAUAAUAUACAUUAAAUCCAUGUUGUAAAAUGUAUAUAGGAUAUCUUAUAAAUUUUAUAAGCCUUUAUCACCACUAAUAUAUAUAUAUAUAUAUAUAUAUAUAUAUAGAAAUUUUU
Molecule: messenger RNA, 6692 nt
Organism: Brassica rapa (field mustard)
Lineage: Eukaryota; Viridiplantae; Streptophyta; Magnoliopsida; Brassicales; Brassicaceae
Product: increased DNA methylation 3
Cellular component (GO): nucleus
Source: RefSeq, a predicted model, not a curated record